UUUUUUUUUUGGGGGGUUAACGAGCGGGAACCGUGCGGUUUAAGUGGACGGGGCAGCAGAGGGUGAAUUCGGAGAGGAGGAAGAGCGGGCCGUUGCUCGCCGAGUGUGAUUACGUUUGACAGGGUGAUUGAGAAAGGGGAGAGCGAGUCACGUAGAGCACGCCUUUUGAAAAGUUGAGCUACACGCCGCACUGCUCUCCUGGCCGGCGGGGGAGCGUCCGUGUGCGUUCAGAGAGCAGGUCCUGCAGGACACGUCCCAGGCUGGAGAGACCCGGAGGCUGCAGGCGACGUUCUCCGUCGUAAAAAGGGUACGUGUCCUCCUGGGACGCGCUGGACUUGUGUCAUCGGGACCUUCGCCGAGUUUGGGCUCGAAGGGAGCAGCUUAUGACCGAGGAAGGAAAAACUGAGGGCGCUGCACAAGUUCACUCGUUACAGCAGGAGACAGAGGCGUGAGGCUGCAGGGUGAAGCUGCACCUGGGAGCUCGAGUGCAGAGCAACAUCUGGAAUCAUGGGUGAAGAGGGACCCCCUAGCCUGGAGUAUAUUCAGGCCAAGGACCUGUUCCCCCACAAGGAGCUGGUGAAGGAGGAGGAGGGCCUGCAGGUGCCAUUCCCAGUUCUUCAGGGGGAAGCAGCUGAGUACCUGGGGCGUGCAGAUGACGCCAUCAUUGCCAUGUCGAAUUACAGACUUCACAUUAAAUUCAAGGACUCCGUCAUUAAUAUCUUUCAGCAGGGGGUGGACAAUGAAAUAUCAGUGCCUCUGAGGUUAAUCGAGAGCGUGGAGAGCCGGGACAUGUUCCAGCUGCACAUCAUCUGCAAGGACUCCAAAGUGGUCAGGUGUCACUUCUCCACCUUUAAGCAGUGCCAGGAGUGGCUGAAGAGGCUGAACCGGGCGAUCGCCCAUCCCUCCAGGCUAGAAGACCUGUUUGCCCUGGCCUACCACGCGUGGUGCCUUGGGGGUAGUGCUGAUGACGAGGAUCAGCAUGUGCACUUGUGUCGCCCAGGUGACCACGUCCGACACCGGUUUGAGAUGGAGGUGCUCAGAAUGGGCUUUGACAUGCAGAAUGCCUGGAGAGUGUCUGAAAUCAACAGCAACUACAAGCUGUGCUCCAGCUAUCCCCAGAAGCUGCUGGUCCCUGUGUGGAUCACGGACAAGGAGCUGGAAAGCGUGGGGUCAUUCCGGUCCUGGAAGAGGAUCCCAGUAGUGGUGUACAGACAUCAGCGGAACGGCGCCGUGAUCGCGCGCUGCAGUCAGCCGGAGAUCAGCUGGUGGGGCUGGAGGAACACCGAGGAUGAGUACCUGGUCACCUCCAUCGCCAAGGCCUGCCUGCUGGACCCUGGGAUGAGGGCACAGGCCGCCUCUGCCAGCCGGGGCCAGGGCGACGGGACGGACAACUCGGACGGCGACUUCGACUCCUCGCUGACAGCCAGCCCGGGCCCCGACGCCAGUGGGGUGCCGCAGAAGCUGCUCAUCCUGGACGCCCGGUCCUACACCGCCGCUGUUGCCAACCGCGCCAAGGGGGGGGGCUGUGAGUGUGAAGAGUACUACCCCAACUGUGAAGUGAUGUUCAUGGGCAUGGCCAACAUCCACUCCAUCAGAAACAGCUUCCAGUCCCUGCGCGCCGUCUGCAGCCAGAUCCCAGACCCUGGCAACUGGCUGUCUGCCCUGGAGAGCACCCGUUGGCUACAGCACCUGUCCGUCAUGCUAAAGGCGGCCACUCUCGUGUGCUCCGCGGUGGAGAGGGAGGGCCGACCGGUGCUGGUGCACUGCUCAGAUGGCUGGGACCGCACCCCCCAGAUCGUAGCCCUGGCCAAGAUCCUGCUUGACCCCUACUACAGGACCAUAGAGGGCUUUCAGGUGCUGGUGGAGACGGAGUGGCUGGACUUCGGGCACAAGUUCGGCGAUCGCUGCGGACACCAGGAGAACUCGGACGACGUCAGCGAGCAGUGCCCCGUGUUCCUGCAGUGGCUGGACUGCGUGCAUCAGCUCCUCAAGCAGUUCCCCUGUCUCUUCGAGUUCAACGAGGCUUUCCUGGUCAAACUGGUUCAGCACACCUACUCCUGCCUGUAUGGCACCUUCCUGUGUAACAAUGCCAAAGAGAGAGAGGCCCGCAACAUCUACAAGCGCUCCUGCUCUGUGUGGUCACUGCUGCGCACAGGAAACAAGAACUUUCAGAACUUCCUCUACAUCCCCAGUCAUGACAUGGUGCUCCAGCCCGUGUGCCACACAAGGGCUCUCCUGCUGUGGACAGCUGUGUAUCUCCCCACCUCGUCCCCCUGCACUGCGGCAGAGGACUCCAUGGACGCGUUCCUGUCCCCUGCCACCCCGGGCGAGGAGUUCACCUCCCGGUCGCUCGACAGGCUGCCAAAGACACGGUCUAUGGACAACCUUCUUUCUGCCUGUGAUAACGGGACGCCUCUGAACCGCACUUCCAGUGACCCCAACCUCAACAAGCACUGCCAGGAGGGGCGCCCUGCACUGGAACCCAAGCCUGGAGCAGCAGAGGACCCGGUGGACAGUCCUGGCGAGGGCACGGGGCACAGCAAGGAGGAGGAGGUGGAGGAGGAGCCCGAGAGCAGCAGCCAUCUCUCCACAAGGCACCAGAGAGAGGAGCAGCUGAACGACGAGAACUGCAACUCUCUCAAGGAGUACUGCCUGACCCUGCAGCCCUUGGCCUCCCCAGACAGUGUCUUAGAAGAGGGGGCUACCCAUUGCCCCGAGGACAGCCCAGUCCUCAGCCAGGCCCAGGCCCUGGACAAUACCCCGCCCGUCCAGCCCCCACCCCAGGAAGCAGAGAGUGAGUGUCGGACUGCUGACCACACAUCGUCCCCUGAGACUGAGGGACACUUACUGGCUCCUUGCAAUGGGCUGGCACUGGAAAGAACAGAGCACGAAGCGGCCCCACCCGUGGUGGAGCUCCUCAAGUUGGACGAGACGCCCGCCACGCUUAACGGCUCUACCGAGACCCUCACGGAGCAGAAGGCGGCCUCGGCCUGUGCCAAGAAAUCAUCCCAGGACAAGGGCUGCCUGCCGGAAGGGGAGAAUGAGCGGGCAGAGCUGGCGAGGAUAGGCCGGACGCACCCAGAGUGUGCCAGGACUGCCAGGAGAUUCAUUUCCCAGAGCCAGCUGAGCGAGUUCACGCUGCUCGGCUCCCACUGGGAGAGCAUGCAGGGGCUGGUCAAGUCGGCCUGCGGUGGGGAAGCGGGGUUCUGCCGGGCCCUCCAGCCGAGCUACCAGAGCCGGCGGCUGGCGGGCAAGCUCCUGCGGGCGCAGGGCAUGGCCCCCAGCGGCGGGCAGUGCUGCCACCGGCCGGCCAGCCUCGUCCACUCCAGCUGGCUGUCGGCCGCGAAGGCCUCCGACUGCGCCGCGCUCUGCUCCUCCAGGCCGCCGCUGGUCCCUUCGCCGCCGCCGCCGCCCCCGGCCACCCCCGCCUACCUCGACGACGACGGGCUGUCCGUGCCCACCGACGCGGUGCAGCAGAGGCUGCGGCAGAUCGAGGCCGGGUACAAGCAGGAGGUGGAGGUGCUCCGCCGGCAGGUGCGCCAGCUGCAGAUGCGACUGGAGAGCAAGCAGUACUGCGCCCCUCCAUCUGAGCCCGACGUGGACUACGAGGAUGACAUUACGUGUCUGCGGGAGUCCGACGACAGCGACGAAGAGGACUCCCUGUCCGACCGCAGUGAGGAUUGCUUUUCGGAGGGCAGCUGGGACAGGGUGGAGAGGAAGGACACAGAGGUCAGCGUCCCUGAUUGCCUAAUCCAGGUCACGCGCUGGGUGCCCGAUCACAUGGCGUCUCAUUGCUUUAGCUGCGACUGCGAGUUCUGGAUUGCCAAACGACGCCACCACUGCAGAAACUGUGGCAACGUGUUCUGCAAGGACUGCUGCCACCUGAAGCUGCCCAUCCCCGACCAGCAGCUGUACGAUCCGGUCUUGGUGUGCAACUCCUGCCACGACCUGUUGCUGGAGUCCAGAACACGGGAGAUCAGGAGCCAGCAGCUGAAGAAGCCCAUCGCUACCGCCUCCAGCUGAGAGCCCAGCCCAGCUCCCCAGGGAGCCUCCUGACGACGCACCGGCUUAUCGGACGAUCCAGGCUUGGUGUCAUUCCUGACUCGUUGCUCUGGAGCCAAAGCUCUUAGAAAGGCUAUGCAACUGUUUGGAGGGGAGUAGGGGCACGGGGGAGGCAGGGAGAUUCUGUCCCAACCUGAUGAAUUAUUCCCCAGUUGACUGUCUUUUAGCCUGAAGGCGCAGCGUUCCAGCUGGUCGGAGGCAGCGUUCAAACUGCGCUGGAAAGAAUUCCCUCUCUCCAGCAGUUCUUCUGACCUAUGCACCUGGGACUGCGUAUCUUGUAAUGCCACACACAAAGGACAAUCUCCCAUCUACUGGAGAAGCAUUGGGACUCCCAGGGCUCAAUCAGCAUAGUGAAGGCUUACUAUUUAAAAAAUGCUGCUACAGUAUGUGAAUUCUUUUUAUUUCGUGCACUACAAGCUGUUAUAUAUCGGUGGGAUUUUGAGACCAAACGUCAGUUAAAGGGAGAAACCUAGAGUUCACGCAGUUGUAUCCUCUUGUGGGCCUCAUAGAGCCUGAUUGUAAUGUUGAAAACGAACAAGACAGAGUCAGAAACGCUGAUACGGUUUAUGUCUGUGUGUGUAGAUCGGUUGUGUACGUGUCCGUUUUUACAGUGUAUCUGCAAAUCACCAGUUAUGCAGUUCCAUGUCUUUCCAAAGCUAAACCAGAGUAUAGUAUUGUUGUGACGUUUCUCUUUUCUUUUUUCUGUUCACAAAUGCAGCAGGGAGAAGUGGCAAGUGUUUUCACGGGACAAAGCUGACACGUUAGCGUGUUCGUGCAUUUUACAGAACGUCAGAAAACAUAUUUAUGGACUGCUGUGUGUAACGUUCAUGUGUUUUACUGGGGAGGUUAAGGCCUAGUGAAGUGACAUGGGAAUGUUGUACUAAACACAUUGCACUCAAUCUAUAAUAAUUUUCAAAAAUACUAUAAAUUUCAAAGCUGACCAUACUUGGGUUGAGGAAUAAAGAUGUCAUCAAAAAUUGAUAUGAUUGAACUCUCAAAAGACACUGUUUAAGAUUGGUUGGAAAUAUCAAGCAGAAUUCUGUUCUCGGCACUUCAGAGCAAUCGUAAUCUUUUAGUUUUAAAAUGUUACAUACUGAAGCAUUACAUGAAGGCAUUCUAGACCCAGAAGAUAAUACAAUUCAUUUUGUGUCUUUUUGUUUAUAAUACCAGAAAUCGUAAACUGACUGGUGUAUAAUGUCGGAUGGAGUUUCUCAAAACAAUAGUGCCAUCUUUUUUUGAAAUAAAAAAGUUUUUUGUUUGUGAAUUAGAAGUCCACCUUAAUAAUUGGGAAUGGAUUAAAACCAUAAAAAGUCCAAUUCAAUUAUAAUGGAAUUAUUUUUAAGUAAUUGGAACUGCUUGUUACUUCAACGGUACAACUAGCUAGCUGCUUAAUGAGGAGAGGAUCUUAACUGUUCCUCAACGGGGAAAUUUAAAUUAGAUUAAAACAAAGAUCUAAAUUAAAAAAAAAACUGUGAAAAAAUGUUUGAGUGGGACAUAGAGGUUCCCACUCACCUAAUGCUUAGGUCCUGCUUUCAGUGGUGUCAGCGAGGGCAGAGAAAAAGAAAUGUAAUAUAUAUCUAGAUAUCAAAUCUGUACUAGUGGCUAAAAUCGUCACCUAGUCAUUAAUUGUUGUAAAGAAAUGCACUGUACAAGUUAAAUCCCAUGGGUUAAUUAAAAAGAGAUAUCUAUCAGGACA
This is a messenger RNA of Lepisosteus oculatus (spotted gar), 5758 nucleotides long. RefSeq names its product myotubularin related protein 4 (gene mtmr4). The record is from RefSeq and is a predicted model, not a curated record. Gene Ontology annotation, cellular component: membrane; cytoplasm. Gene Ontology annotation, molecular function: metal ion binding; protein phosphatase binding; phosphatidylinositol-3,5-bisphosphate 3-phosphatase activity. Gene Ontology annotation, biological process: phosphatidylinositol dephosphorylation; regulation of autophagy. Lineage: Eukaryota; Metazoa; Chordata; Actinopteri; Semionotiformes; Lepisosteidae.